Molecule: messenger RNA, 1760 nt
Organism: Peniophora sp. CBMAI 1063
Lineage: Eukaryota; Fungi; Basidiomycota; Agaricomycetes; Russulales; Peniophoraceae
Source: the annotation of a GenBank genome assembly
GGAGGCUGGUCAAGCACCCGCAUUUCCAUAACUUCAAUUCGGCGCAGGCGGAGCAGUACCUUGCUAAGCAGCAGCGCGGGGAUGUGGUCAUUCGUCCGUCGUCGAAGGGCUUCAACCAUUUGGCUGUUACUUGGAAGGUCGACGACAAGCUCUACCAGCACAUCGAUGUCUACGAGCCCAAUGCCGACCCCUCUGGCCAGAGUACAGGUGGCCCGCUGAUCGUCGAUGGAAAGUACGAGUUCUCCGACCUGGACGAGUUGAUCGUCAACCACGUUUCCGCCCUCACGCGCCGCGUCGAAGAGCUUAUGGCGUACGAGAAGUUCAAGCCUGGUCCCGAGGACGAACUUCACUUGUUCCUCAAGAAUUUCGUCGCCGCUCACCCCAACAAGAGCAUGUACGGGUUCACCCUGAACCGGAAGCGACCCGGCCACUUCAACCUCUGCUUCUUAACGAACAAAAAUUCGACCGUCCAGACCUGGCCCGUGCGCGUCGCACUAGAAGCGUACUUCCUCUUUGAUAACGCCGCGACUGGUGUUUACGAGCUCUGCGACGCGUUCAAGCUCCGGCAGAUCCAUGCCGAGUCCAACACGGCAGGAGCAAGCGCGGAGACGCCUUACGGCGGCCGUACGCCCGCGCGUACACCUGCAGUUGGUGGCGCCACGCCUGGUCCCAUGUCAGUUAGGCAGGUCAACCGUACGCCGAAUCCGUACGGCGCGGCCGGGGGCGCGAAGCCGCGGAAUGUGCCCGCCAACCAGUUUGCGCCGUUCCCUCCGCCACUCGGUAUGAUGCCACCGCCUGCUAUGAUGCCGCCCCCGCCUAUGUGCGGAAAGCCACCACAGCCAGGAGGGAUGAUGCGGCCGCCCGUCCCGCCCGGUAUGAAUCCACAGCGGGCAGCCCAUAUUCACCAAUUCGGCGGUGCACCGAGUGGCUGGAUGUUCCCGAACACACAGUCACACAACUUGAUGAUCCAAGUGUGUGGCUUCGCCCAGAUCUUUCAAGCCGCCAUGGACGGCGACUUCACGCGCUUCAUCACUGUGCAAGCCGCCGGCGAGAUGGACUCGCUCAAAACGCACAUCAACCAGAUGGUGUUCAACCUGCGGGAGGCGAUUCAGCGGCACACCGCCGCGCGCGAGACGGCCGGCUCGCGAACAGUGUUGAAGAGGAGUCUUGAAGAGGAGUCAGCGGGAGAGCCUUUUGCUCGUGUAUUCGCUUGGAGGUCGCUGUUGUUGAUUAUUGAUGAUAUCUUGGAUAUCUCGAAGAUUGUGGCCGGUCGUAUGACGAUGGAGCAGGUGUCCUUCUCGUUCCGCCAGAUAGUGUUCUUUAUCCUCAAGACACUCGUCGUGUGCGCAUCGCAGCACAAUACUGAUCUCACGUACGACGUCGACCCGGAGAUGCCGGCCUCGCUCGUGGGCGACGCGCUCCAAUUGCGCCAGGUUAUCACGAAUCUGGUCGGCAAUGCGAUCAAGUCGAAGCACCAGCGCGGGCACGUCACGCUUUCGCGCCGGUUCCUCGCGGGCGACGACGAGAACGUGACGCUCGAGUUCUGCGUUACAGAUAAGGGUAUCAGGAUGAAGCAGGACAAGCUCAGUCUUAUCUUCGAUACGUUCGCGCAGGCCGAUGGGAGCAUGACGCGCGAAUUCGGCGGAACGGGCUUGGGUCUGCCCUUCGCGAAGCACUUGGUGUUGCUCAUGGAGGGCAAUACGUGGCCGAGUCGCAAGUGGGCGUUGGCCCAAGUUCUUCUUCAGAGCCUCUCUGGGUAA